CAGAUAUAGUGAUGCGGGGUCCUGGAAGACCAGAUAUAGUGAAUGCGGGGUCCUGGAAGACCAGAUAUAGUGAAUGCGGGGUCCGGGGAGACCAGAUAUAGUGAAUGCAGGGUCCUGGAAGACCGGGGGAGACCAGAUAUAGUGAAUGCAGGGUCCGGGGAGAGCAGAUAUAGUGAAUGCAGGGUCCGGGGAGACCAGAUAUAGUGAAUGCAGGGUGAAUGUAGGGUCGGGGAGACCAGAUAUAGUGAAUGCAGGGUCCGGGGAGAGCAGAUAUAGUGAAUGCAGGGGUCCGGGGAGAGCAGAUAUAGUGAAUGCAGGGGUCCGGGGAGACCAGAUAUAGUGAAUGCAGGGUCCGAG
Staurois parvus is the source of this 357-nucleotide messenger RNA. NCBI's taxonomy places the organism in Eukaryota, Metazoa, Chordata, Amphibia, Anura, Ranidae. The record is from the annotation of a GenBank genome assembly.